Leptomonas pyrrhocoris is the source of this 6270-nucleotide messenger RNA. RefSeq lists its product as hypothetical. The record is from RefSeq and is a predicted model, not a curated record. The transcript has a single exon. The coding region runs from base 502 to 6270 and encodes 1922 amino acids. Lineage: Eukaryota; Euglenozoa; Kinetoplastea; Trypanosomatida; Trypanosomatidae.
AGAGUCAUUUGCUUUACGUCCCGUAUUCUUGUCUCUCGGUGGUUGUCUGUGUUGCUGUCGGUUAUCGAAAGAGAGAGAAAAGACGAUUCAAUCCUUUCUUUCCCCUUCUUCCUCUAACAGCUGAUAUAAAUACAAACACACGCAAACGCAUACACACUCGCACGGGUGGUCGAUAUCUUUCUUGAAUAGCGGAGGGGGAGAGAAACACAGAGAAGUACGCGUCCGCCGCAUGUGAAUACUUCGUUACAUCGGUGUGGCCUUUUUUUUUGGUUGUCUUUGCGCCUCCUAAGUAUCUCUCUCUCUCUCUCCUUUAUUUCUGCAGCUAUUGUGGUUUUAAUCAUCAUUAUUUUUAUUUGCCUUUAUUCUCAUCCUCGACCACCCCUGUGUCGCGCACUCCCGCGCCAUCCUCGCUGCUCCGUGCAUCCAGUCGACUCUCGUACUAUUAGUAUUAUUUGUUUUCUUCAUCUGCGUGUUCUUUUUUUUGUUCAACUGCAGGCGAUCAUGGCAGAGGAGGCGGAGUACGACUUCACCUCGUUCGGUCCGCAGACGGACCUCUACCGCAGCAAGGGCAGCAACGCCUCAAGCGUGGCCUCUUCCUACUUCACCCAACCGAUGUACUUUGGCGCGGCGCAGCUGAGCGACCUCCCGCGCACGUCCCCCAACGACACCUCCGCCAACGCUAAAAAAACGGGCAACUCGAAGCCGUCAAAUGAGCCGCCUCUUGCUCGCAACGGCGUGUCGACGACGGCGCCGUCCGCCGUUCCAACAGCCACCGCCACAACAGCAAAGGCAGCCCCAGCAUCGUCAUUUGCCCACUCCCGGUCCGCGUCAGCGGUGUCCACGAACGACGUAGACGUAGAUGACAGCAUCGCCCAACUGGGCCGCAACUUCUUAGCUAACAAAACGCACUCGUACUACUCCGUCCCCUCGCCGGUGCUCUCAGCACAGUCGUUGCGGCGACCGCUGGCCACUUCAGGGCCGGGUGAGAGUGCGAAGCCCGCCAGUUCCAUCGCCUCGGGAGCGAACUUGUUUAUGAUGCCCGCCAUUCACUCCCCAACGCGCGACGCUCCACUGAACCGCGAUUUCCCUCCAGCGGAACAGCAGCCACACCUUGAUCGGGCGGCCGCCGCUGCAGAGCCCAGCCCGCCGCUCCCAGGCUUGCCUUCCCGCUACUCCGUCUCCCACCAACACUACGGCAGCGCUCCGGCCAAGGUCUUGCAUCUGCAUCUAGCGCAGCCGGACGACGGCACCAGCGUGGAGCACGCAACGCCGCCCACCAGAGACGCGACGCACGACGCACCAACUCUGCCAGCCAGGUCCACCGCUGCAGCGAAUCAAUUAAGUGGCCCGAGGAAGCCCACCGAUGCAGCGGCCGCCACGCGGCCCAGUCGUCCACGCAUGAACGAGUCCAGCGGCAGCGGCGGCACCGCAGCCCACAGACGGGAGGACACGGCGAUAAAGGCGCCUGCUCGCACCACCACCACCGCCGGCGGCAGCGGCGACUCAAUGACCAAAGCCCGUUUCCACGACCUCGCGAGCGUCACGUCCCCCAGUGGGGCGUUGCUGAAAGGCGAGGACGUAACGCCGGCUCCCCCGGUGAUGCGUAGGGCAACCAUACGAUGGGACGACGAGUCAGACGGCGAGAGCUCGCCGUCCGCGCUGGCCGGCGUGAGCAAAGCGGCCGAAGACCCCCACGAGGGAGAGGAAGAGCACCACGUGCAGAUCGUUAUUGUGAAGGCAAACACGGAGGGGGAGCUGGCGGCGGUGCGGCCACCACCGUUGGAUGCCCGCAGCACCUACGCGAACACCCCGGUGCUGCCUCCGCUGGUGCCGCCGCCCUUCCCACACUCCUUGGAGUCGAGCCGGUCUGCGUGGCUCGCAUCGCUCAGCAACAACUCGCACGCCGACCCACGCGACAACUUCAUGGCGGAUGAAGUGUUGGACGUGAAUUACGCCUCUGGUGGCGCCGUGCACAACUCGCUCAUUGCUGAUGCGUUGCGCAUCCACUUCCUGAGCGGGCACAGUGCCACGCUGAUCAUUGCAAAUACACCGCAGUGCACCGCGCUCGCCGAGGACGCCGUCUCGACGAUGGUUCAAACCGUCUACCAGCAGUCGGAGUUGAUGGGCAGCGACUUCCGCAACGAGCUAUCGAUCUGCGCCCACGCCCUCGACCUCGAUGGCGGGUUGUACGACCUGCUGCCGACCACGGCGGACCCGCAGGAGAAGUCAGAGGUCCGACUUGGGACCAACCCAGUCAUGGGCACCCGCAUCGUGAACACCGCACCGGUCAACAUGUGGUCCAUGGACGAAGCCACCUUCCUGAGCCGGGCGCUGAUCCAAAACGCACGCCACCUGCGCGCCGACCCCUACACGGACCCCAACGCGCUGCUGCACGUUACGGUGCUGCUACGGCAGACCCGUGCCCCCCGUCAACCAGAGGACGACCUCGAAGCGCACGCGGAGAUGAGCGCCUUUGGCAUGCACGUCUACCUUUCCUCCUUGCAUCUUCUGUGGGUGGGACACAACUUUGCUGUCGCGCACCACCUCUUGCACGAUAAGCCCGCUGCGUUGUGGCCGCUGUACCGCCAGGCCUUCGGCGGUGGCCCCUGCUGCACCGCUGUCAUGUCCUUCGUGGACUGCAACGAUGAUCUGACCUACUCCAAGAGCACGCUUGAGUUCUCGCAGUACAUGCGCGGGUUCGUGAAUCGCCCGCCACGCAGCGGCAGUGUCCAGAAGUUUCUCAGCUCAACGGCGCAGGUGGCAAGCGAGGAGCUGGAUCGAAAUAUACUCUCAUUGGAACGGAUGCGCCGAGACGCGAUGGCGCUGCUGCAGGAGCCGGCGGCGGAGCCGUGCCUCUACGCAGUCGCCCUCUGCAACGGGUUGAAUCAGCAGCCGCACGUUGGUGCGUAUCGGGUGGUGUUGAUCCCUUCCAAUGCACCGACCCCGAAGAAGCAAGACGGCGGCAGCAGCAGCAGCAGCAGCGAGAACAACAUCGGCAACGGCAACAGCGGCGUAGCCCAUCGUCGUCGAUCCACCGUGUCGCCGCAGGAGUGGGUCCAGUCCACCUCCUCCUCCGGUUUCAAUGGAACCGAAGUACAGAUCCAAAUGCCGUCCUUCCUGAAGCGGCGAGAGAGGUCCGUCGACAAAGGAACGCCUUUGUCCCUCGCACCGCUGCCGGAGGUCUCGCAGACGCAGCUUCCCGCCGUGCAGCCAGCCGCGCACGCUGCCCGUACGUCCUCCCCACCGCCCUCUUCGGUGCGUCCGCCCGACUCGUCUACCCUCAACACGCACUCACGUGACACCCGUGUGCGCAGUGACCGUCUGCGCGAUCAGACCUUGUCCCUCGACCCAGCCAGCUCUACCGACCUGCAGACGCCGCAGCACCAACAACACCAGUCGCCCUCCAUCAGCCGCACGAGUCACCACAAUGAGGAGCCCGUCAGCAGCACCUCCAGCUACGGCGAGUACAUCAAGACGAACGUGCUCGUUGUCCCUGGUGAGCUGGGGUCGCACGGCCACGCCGUGUCAUCGUCUUCGUCGCUGUCUCCGCGUCUGCCCUUAGCCAUCGUGGAUCCGCAUACGUUGGUGCUCACCGCUCCAACAGCGCGUCGCAGCAGCAACAACACCGGCGAGGCACGGCACUUCGUGGUGGAUGAGGUGCGCGAGGCGCAGUACGACCCCAGAACGAACUCCUACCAGCUCCUGCACAACUUCGAGGACCUGCGGGGUGUCCACCGCGCCUUCGCGGAAGAGGAAGUGAAUGUGGCUCUUCUGUGCACGCACUGCAGCGCUGCGGUGCGGCCCUUCCAGCAGCUCCCGUUAUGGGAAGUCGUAGAGGCCAUCAUGGCCAGCGUCGCGAACACGCAGAUGCAGCUGCCGUCACCGUCGCAGUUUACCGUCUUCGGCUCCGUCCUGAAGGGCGAGAUGAUUGUGCGCGACCUGGCGGAGGUUGGAUCGCAGGCGGCCGAUCGGCCGGUGGACGGGCAGGAGGCCCUCGUCGGCGCAUCGCCGCUCUUCGGGGCUAUACUCUACCAAACCCGCGGGGUCGACCUCUUCGACGUGGCGGAGGUGCAGCCCGUGCUGCGCUCCAUGCUGGCGUACGCCGACGCCGAAGCGGGUGCGGACCCGGAUGUGUACUUGGUCUUGACAGCGGUGCGGAAAACAACGUGCAAGCUGACGCCCGCCGAGGCACCCGACAACCGACCGGAGUUCACGUGGGACGCGGGCUUCUCCUCUUGCACAGUCGUCGUCACGCGCAACUCGAUGGACCUCUUCACGAAGGCGGUGGCGGAGGUGAACGGUGCGGUGGGGCUCAACGAAGCCGUCUACCCGUUUGGGCUUCUCAGCGAGGUCAUCGGCGGCUCCUGCAAGUCGGUGCAUCUCCUCACCGUAGAGACGUCCAACACCGCACCUGCCUUAGCGACGAGCAUGCUGGAGGCGCAGCACAUGCUGGGUCGGGUGCAGAACGAAGCCCUGCGCAGCAGUCGCAUCAGCGUGUACGUGACGGCCUGUUUGACGGCCUCUCGAGCCAUUCACGCGGUGCUGGACAACUUGAAGGAGCACGCCGUCGCCGGGGUAGACGAAGCACCGCGCGACAUCACCCCGGAAGACGAAUCGACGGCGCUGGCCUGUGCGGAAAAGCUGGAGGCCUUUGCGGAGCAGCACCUGGAGUACCUGCACAACGCCGAUGUUCGCGGCUUCGUGAUCUACCCCACGCGCACCGUCGAAGACAUGCAGUCGCUCUUCUUCACCUCCGCCCGCUACAGCGCCAAUUCGAGCGGGUGUCUGCCGCAGCUGCAAGCGACGUACUCGAGCGCUGUCAUCACCAGCUCCAACCAACACAAAACGAGUAUCUUGUCGAGCCAUCCACCACCGCCACCACCGCAGCAGUCACAACAGCCACCGCCGCAGCAGGGGGCGGCGACGGCGGACAGCGCGACGGCUUCCGCGAAGAACACGACGAACAGAGGAGCCGGGGCGGUCUCCGUGCCACAGUCCGUCUCCGCCGUGGCCCUCGGCCGGGACAGUGGCAUCGUCGCGCAUACGCUGCUGCUGCUGCUGCACAGCAAUUCUGACAAGAACGAGACCGAUAAGAGUAAGAAGCAGCCGCAGCAGCUGCGCCGUACGUGUCAUUUGUCGACGUCGCCGACAAAUGAGGUGACGGUGAACUACGGUAGCACCGAGUCCGUGUACGCCUUUGAUGGCAUCGUGAGCCUGGCACUCGCUGACACAGCCGCGCGUGUGUCGCCUACCAGCAACUACGCCGCCCUGCGCGGCUCUUCGCAGUUGCAGGACGCAGUGGCCGGGUGUCUGGCGGGCUACAACGCGGCGAUGAUCUUCCAGGAGACGACGCACGCACAAGCGAAGGGCGUGUGCGAGAGCGUCUGUCAGCACGUCUGUCGCAGCGCCGUCGCCAGCUGCCCGCGCGAGGCCUCCUUCUUCCUGUCCGUCGGGUAUCUGGACGAGCACAGCGCGGUGGAUCUGCUGAGCACGAGCGCCAUCCAUGCUGCGGUGCACAACCCCAGCGUGGAAGGUCGCAGUGCGCCACUCUUGGGCAAGUCACCGCUCAUCGGUGUUUUUCUGGCCAACGCGGAGCCAACGCCGGUGCGCACGUCGCGUGAAAUGUCCGAGUCUCUGACGGCGGCCUUCCGCGGCGAUGACGCCAUCACGGCGGCCGGGGCCCCGCCCCACUUUCUGGUAAUUUCGUUGUGGCAAAAGCUCUACGUGAGCGCCGAGCACGACGUCUCCCUCUCCUCGAUGUUGGUCAUUCUCACCCGUGGCGGGCCGAAGGUGCUGCAAACGUCGCUGGCCGGCGUCGCGAAGGGCGCCAUCGCACAGCUGCUGCUCUACGCGCUGCGCGGGCCGUGUUACACGAUCUGCGGGUGCGGCAUCACCGACGCGGAGCCGCAGGCUGCCACCUCGCAGAACCCGUCCGACGCGGACUUCGAACCUGCGAUGGACUUCUAUCAGAAUAACCGGAACGCGUACACCGGGAAGGCGCUGCGCUACAACUCCGUGAACGACGCCCUCAAGAGCCAUCGCAGAGAGCUGGCCCGGGUGCUGGAGAAGGCGGACGCGGACCGGCAGAAGGCGCAGAAGGCCGGCGGCGUGGAGAAGCUGAGUGCGCAGGACAAGAAAGACCGCGUCGCGACGGAGUCUGCGAUACGGCAACUGCAGCGCAUGAUCGCUGACGAAGUGGAACUACUCAACGAGCGCAUGGAUGCGCUGCACCACGCUCCGCCCUUCUACACCACGAGCGUCAUACAUUGA